GACGUUUCGUGACAUAUAUUCAGUUUAUUUUUUUGUAUCCACAAUUUCAAACAAUAAUAAACGUUUAGUUUAAUUUGCUUCUUAAAGUUGAUUGUUUAUUCGUGAUAGUUGCCGAAAAAAAUAAAUUAAUUAAUAUGUUUUCUUUACAACGCGUAAACAAAUAUGUCCGAUGAAUUCGCAAUAAUUAAUUAAGAUUACAUUUAGUUUUAAGAAGUGUUAACUACACGUUGCAGUUGACUUUAUUUUAGGUUUUAAGAGUACAACGUAAAGAAGAUGAACGUAGAAUCGAAAUCGAUCUGCAAAUUCCACUUACAAGGCAGGUGCAGAUUCGGCACCCGAUGCUGGAACCUCCACCAGAACCCCCGCUCGGAGUACCGCCCGAAGAAACUCGACAACGCCCCGGCGGAAAAGCACAACCGAGUCCAAUGCUCUAAAAAACCAUCACUAGCCAAUAACCAAUCGAUAGAAAGGAAAGCGAAAUACAACGAUGACCAACUAGAAGGCGCUUGUUCUUUGGCCUCUACCUCGUCGAAAGGCAGCUUCGGACCGGCAACAGCCACCGUCGAAGAAGCCUUGUAUUUAGUGAAAAAAGUCCAGUCGAGGGAGAAAGUGUGCGGUAUAUGUUUCGAUACGGUUUUGAAAAAAUCUACAGCGUACGAACAAACGUUUGGAUUGUUACCCAAUUGCAAUCAUUGCUUUUGCAUGCCCUGCAUUAAAACGUGGAGGCAAAGCAAGGAGUUCGAUCGUGCGGUGUCGAAAGCUUGCCCCGAAUGCAGGAUUCUCUCGGAUUCCGUGUUUCCCUCGAAAAUCUGGCUGGAGUCCAAAGAAGAUAAGGACAGUUUCAUAGCGGGUAAAAGGGAGAGGAUGAAGAAGCUCCCGUGCAAGUUCUUCCGUAGAGGCAAAGGGAAAUGUCCCUUCGGAAAUACUUGUUUGUACAUGCACGCCUUGCCCAGCGGUAAAGUGCUGGACGUGGGGCCUCCUAGGAGUAGAAAAACGAGGUUAUUCGAUUCGGAUACAGAUGUGUUUGCUGAUUCUGAUGAUUUCGAUGAAUGGUCUGUUGAUGACGAUGAUGAUGACGAUGGUGACGAAAUAGAAUUCGGUUGGGAUGAUUUGGAAUAUAUUGGUAUCGAAAUGGAAGAACUAAUGGAAUAUUCCUACGAGCAUAUGUUUGAUUUUGAUGAGGUAUUUGAUUCUGAUUGAAGAUUGGGAUUAGAUAUAUUUUGGUUUUUUUUAUUACUGCAAAUAAUAGUUAUUUGGCCGUUAAUAUAAGUUUGUAUGUAUUUUUAGUUUUUAAUGAGUAUUUUGCAUUUUGAUUAAAGAUUUUUGAAUGAG
This is a messenger RNA of Phyllotreta striolata, 1332 nucleotides long. Lineage: Eukaryota; Metazoa; Arthropoda; Insecta; Coleoptera; Chrysomelidae. The record is from the annotation of a GenBank genome assembly.